Messenger RNA from Staurois parvus, 294 nucleotides. NCBI's taxonomy places the organism in Eukaryota, Metazoa, Chordata, Amphibia, Anura, Ranidae. The record is from the annotation of a GenBank genome assembly.
UGUAGGAAUCCAACCGGUCAUUUAACCUCCCUGGCGGUAUUCCCGAGUGUAGCUCGGGGUAAAGUUUCAGUACCAGAAGUGGUAACCCCGAGCUACACUCAGGCUUACCAUGCGGCGCUGCAUAGGGAUCCCUUCUUCACUUACCUUGUCCUGCGCUCCCGCGAUGUCCCCCCUGCAGUGUCCCCGGCAAUGUCCUCCGGCCGAUACCGGCAUCUGUCUUCCGGGUUCCGUUCCCUGCGAUGUCGGGACGUACGGGGGACGGAACUGGCGGGAAAUUUAAAAAUGUCAAAAAGU